Eimeria necatrix is the source of this 2028-nucleotide messenger RNA. Its product is annotated as white protein, putative. The record is from RefSeq and is a predicted model, not a curated record. NCBI's taxonomy places the organism in Eukaryota, Apicomplexa, Conoidasida, Eucoccidiorida, Eimeriidae. The transcript is spliced from 19 exons. Gene Ontology annotation, cellular component: membrane. The coding region runs from base 1 to 2028 and encodes 675 amino acids. Gene Ontology annotation, molecular function: ABC-type transporter activity; ATP hydrolysis activity; ATP binding.
AUGCCAGCGUCUCAGGAAGAGGUCUUACGACACAUAUCUAAUGCUAUGCCUCCAGCAGGAGCUGGGGACUGCUGCGAGGCUCUAAAUGCAGCGGCAUCCGAGGUUUUUCUUCGUCGCCGCAGCAUGCAGAGCCUCAAGAGUGGGCGCAGCUCUGUAGACAGGAGAUCGGUGUGCGGCGAUGGAGAAGUGCCAGCCGUCACGGAGAGUGGAACUACGCCUCCUUCUGAUGCUGAUGAGCAGAACCUAACGUACGAGCGUCUAAAAAACCUUCGACCGUGUCCGCCUGUGACAAUAUCUUUCGACGAACUGUCUUUGAAAGUGAACGUCCACAAGAGGUUCACCGGAGUGCUCGCUCUCCCAUUUGUAAAUCAGAUUGCACGUGCUGUAACUCCUUCUCAGAGCAAGACGCUCCUUAUGGAUGUCAGUGGGACUGUGCACCCCGGAGAGAUGGUGGCACUUAUGGGGGCCAGCGGAGCGGGCAAGUCCACUCUUCUCAACGUUUUGAGUCGUCGAAUCGUCACAAAUGGGGGUUCUGUAUUAUUCAACGGCAAGACGCUGGGGCCCGCUGAAGUGAAGCGAAUCUGCUGCUACAUACAACAAAGUGAUAUAUUCUACGGAUUCCUAACAGUAGAGGAGCAUCUAGACUGCGUGGCAAGACUGCGGACUGGAUGGAAAAAGGAAGAGAGGUCGAAGCUUGUUGAUCGUCUGGUGGAGCUCUAUGGCCUGACCAAAGUCAGAAACUCGAGGAUUGGAAAUAUUCAGAUGGCGGCAAAGAGGGGCAUCAGUGGAGGGGAGAAGAAGCGUCUGAAUAUUGCUACGGAGAUGAUGACAAACCCGUCUGUUAUAUUUGCGGACGAGCCAACCACCGGCCUGGACUCGUUUAUAGCCGAGAAUGUUAUGCGUAUCUUCAGACACUUAGCAGAUCGAGGACGAACCAUUAUAUGCACGAUUCAUCAACCGAGCUCGAAUAUAUUCAAUAUGUUUUCAAAAGUGCUUCUUCUUAGCCAAGGCCGUGUGGUGUUCUACGGAGACCGCGAGGCGACUCUGUUGUACUUCUCGCGUUUGGGCCUCCCGUGCCCACCUUUCACCAGUGUCCCAGAAUUCCUUCUUGAGUUGCUCGUGAAACAGCAGCUUAGACAAGGCAAACAACCAGACGAUGCAAUUGAAUUAACUCCUGAGAAACUGGCAGAACGGUGGAAACACACAGGCGUUGCCUUUGUUGCUGAGUGGGCGAAUGUGCGGGAGAAGCACAUCCAGGCAAUGCAGGAUGCUGGAGCUUUUCAAAGCGGCCACGGUGGACAGGAUGCUGAAAUAAGCAAGACAGAGACGCGAAGUCCCGUCGAAAUGGAGUUAGAGCCGGCGAAGGAGCUUUCCGACAAGUAUAAGCCCAGCUGGUCCGAGGAAUUAUGUACCUUGAUUCAUCGAAGCUUUAUCAGCAAUAGGAAGCCUUGGUAUGGUUUCUGUGCUACAAACGUUCACCAGCGACAAGGUGUUGGCCGUACGAGAGUACCAGGCCGGUCUGUACCGCCUUACCUCGUAUUAUUGCGCAUUGCGUGGUAUAUGGUUGGCCUGAACGAUGCACCAGUGCGCUGGCUACUGGGCCUGCUGUUCAUCUUGCUGGCAACCAAUAGUGCCAUUUCAAUUGGCUAUGUAAUAUCCAGUGUGGCUCCUACUCUGCAGUUCGCCUCGACAAUGAUACCCAUACUGUUCAUGCCCCUUGUCCUCAUGUCCGGAUUCAUGGUUAUUUUAUCUAACAUGCCAAGGUUUUGGAUUUGGCUACAGUACAUCUCGCCUUUCCGGUGGGGGUGGUCUGGCGUGAUGCACGCAGUUUGGGAGGGAGUUGAGUUGGAUCCGUGUCCGCCUGAAGUUCUCCCUCCCCAGUGCUACUCAACUGGCGAACAGGUACUGCGGUACUACGCCCUAGAUCAGGACUCGUACUGGUUUAGCGCCUUGAUGCUUCUGAUACAGAUCAUCCUAUACCGGCUGCUGGGUCUUGGAUUUCUCUUACUAAUCAACCGCCGCAAGUGA